AUGCAAGAAAAGUUGUCCUUGACGAGGGAGUACUGGGGUGUAAAACCCCCAGCCGGUGUGUAUCUUCCAACAGCAGCUGAAAUCUUGAAGAUGUGCACUGCGGAUGAUAAACACCCGGCUGCACUCGCAUUUCCCUCAGAAGCGCCGGUAUUCUGGAUUAAAUAUGGCUUUGCAGUGGAGUGGAACGAGGUCCUGGCCCAGGCCAUGGCACAUCGUGAACUCCUGAAACUACGCUCCCAUGCUCGGGUACCAGCAAUCUUUUAUGCGUUUGAGGCGGGUAGAAAGGUAUACAUUGUCAUGGAAUAUAUCCCAGGACGGUCCGGGAGCCAGAUCCUAGAAAGCGCCUCAGAACCCGCAGAAAGGGAGGCAGUCCACCGGCAGGUAGCUUUCAUGGUCCAAGAACUUCUACGAAUACCAAUUUCACCCAAUGCUCGUCCUGCUGCCAUCGAUGGAGGAAAAUUUACACAUCUCAUCUUUCGUGAUUACAGAGCUAGUCGACAUUAUCACAAUGUAGAUCAGCUCGAGCAACAUUUCAAUCUGUUCAUGAAAAUGGCGAAACGCGAACCGAAAAUCCAAGGACUAUCCCGCGAGCCUCUGGUAUUUAGCCACCCCGAUAUCUGGCCUGGCAACAUAAUUAUUGGUGAUGACGGCCGUACCACUAUCAUCGACUUUGCAGGGUCAAGCAUCCUCCCUUCUAGCUUUGUCAAAUAUUCGCUCUCUUCAUCAAAGAAAGAUCGCGAGUACAAUCUGAUGACUUGGGUUGACUUGCCUUGCCCUGAUGGGAUUGAUAACGUCAAGGCGUUAUGGGCCAUUUCAGACCCAAUGAUCAUGGGUACAGCCUCCUUUGCGAGGGCGGGCUGGCGAGUGCCUGGGUAUGGAGAUCCAGUACCUGAACAAGUAGCUUCGUAG
Molecule: messenger RNA, 909 nt
Organism: Trichophyton benhamiae CBS 112371
Lineage: Eukaryota; Fungi; Ascomycota; Eurotiomycetes; Onygenales; Arthrodermataceae
Exons: 2
Coding region: 1-909 (302 amino acids)
Biological process (GO): protein phosphorylation
Molecular function (GO): protein kinase activity; ATP binding
Source: RefSeq, a predicted model, not a curated record